Molecule: messenger RNA, 1551 nt
Organism: Phoenix dactylifera (date palm)
Lineage: Eukaryota; Viridiplantae; Streptophyta; Magnoliopsida; Arecales; Arecaceae
Product: protein RETICULATA-RELATED 3, chloroplastic-like
Source: RefSeq, a predicted model, not a curated record
UGGGUUUGGAUUCAUGAGGUUUGAAAUUGUUUCAUGUUCGUCCGAUCACUUGCUUUCCUUCCAUGAUGGGAUGUUAGUAGCAAUCUAGAACAUCUCAUUACUGGGGUGGAAAAGAAAACAAUGUAAAACACCCAGAAAUAAACCCUCUCCCUUUUUCGAUAAUAGAAAUAAACCCUCCGUCACACCCUCGUCGCCGGAGGAGAAGAAACCAAACGCCAUGGCCGCCCCCCUCCGCUACUUCCCAUUCCGCGACCUCUCCGCCACCCACCUCGCCGGAAACCAUAGCCUCCCUGUCCAAAACCCCCUCCUGCCGGCCAUCUCCCUCCCAUCCUCCUCCCGCCUCUUCUCCUCCUCAGACGCCGCCGCCCCUUUCCUCCUCGCCCUCCGCUCCUCGAAACCUAACCUCUGCCGCGCCUUCCCCUCCUCCGAUUCCUUUGAUCUCGGCGGGGGAGGCGGCAAGGGAAAACACCCCGGGGGCGGUGGAGGCGGCGGAGGCGAUGGCUUCCCCGAGGAGCCCUCCGAUGGGGCGGCCGGCCCCCUCGCGCUCUUUCUCAGUGGAUGGAGAUCGCGGGUCGCCGCCGACCCCCAAUUCCCCUUCAAGGUCCUCAUGGAGGAGGUCAUCGGGGUGAGCGCCUGCGUCCUGGGUGACAUGGCCUCGCGCCCAAACUUCGGCCUCAACGAGCUCGACUUCGUCUUCUCCACCCUCGUCGUGGGAUCCAUCCUCAAUUUCGUCCUCAUGUACCUCCUCGCCCCCACCUCUGCCUCCGCCGCGGCCACCCUCCCCGGCGUCUUCGCCGCCUGCCCUCCCGGCCACAUGUUCGAGGCCGGCCCCUACUCUCUCCCCGCCCGGCUGGGCACUUUUGUCUACAAAGGUGUCACCUUUGCCGCCGUCGGGUUUGCCGCCGGGCUCGCCGGGACGGCAAUUUCGAAUGGGCUUAUCGCAUUGAGGAAAAAAAUGGAUCCUGAGUUUGAAACACCAAACAAGCCGCCGCCUACGGUGUUAAAUGCGCUGACAUGGGCGUUGCACAUGGGUCUCAGCAGCAAUUUCCGGUACCAGACUUUGAAUGGGGGGGAGUUUUUGAUGGCGAAGGUGCUGCCGCCAGCCGCUUUUAAGGUGUCGGUGGUGGCGCUGAGGUGCAUGAACAAUGUCUUGGGUGGGGCGUCGUUUGUGCUGCUGGCGAGGCUGACGGGAUCGCAGAAGGGAAAGGAGGAGGAGAAGGGGGAGGAGAAGAGAAGGCUGAUGAGGAAUGAGGCAAGUAAGUGAAUUCCUGCUACUGUUUCUAACUUAUCCUUUUCCUAAAAGGAUGGGAAAGAAAGUAGAAUACAUUUAAAAAUAAAUAAAGAGAUUUUGUUGAAGGAAUGGUCCGAGUUUGGUGUAACCUAUAACCUUCAUUUCAGAACAAUGAAUAGCUUGGGGAUUUUAACCCCUCCUUCUGUUCAUCGAUGCAGGGUUUUUUUUUUAUUAGGACAUAAUUCAUGAGAACAUAAUAUUAUUUACUGUUCUGCAUUAUGUCUGUCAGCAAUCAAUGCAUGAUUUCUUUUGGGUCCAAA